This is a messenger RNA of Lucilia cuprina (Australian sheep blowfly), 1464 nucleotides long. RefSeq lists its product as uncharacterized. Lineage: Eukaryota; Metazoa; Arthropoda; Insecta; Diptera; Calliphoridae. Gene Ontology annotation, molecular function: nucleic acid binding. The transcript has a single exon. The record is from RefSeq and is a predicted model, not a curated record. Gene Ontology annotation, biological process: DNA integration. The coding region runs from base 1 to 1464 and encodes 487 amino acids.
AUGGCUUGGGUUCUGAGAUUUGUCAAUCGUUACCGAAAAGAUAAUAGAAAUAAUGGUUCAAGAUGCCUGUGUGCCGAAGAGUUAAGGAUUGCUGAAACUAGUCUGUGCCGUCUGUCCCAAGGAGAGAGUUUCGCCUUUGAAAUAAACGUUUUAAAAUCUGGUGGUUCUUUAAAAAAGGAAAACAAGUUAUUUUCUCUUUCGCCUUAUUUUGAUGAAAAUAAAUUACUUCAAGUGAGCAGACGUAUUGAUGCUGCGAGUUGGUUGCCUUUAGAUGCUAGGCACCCCAUUAUUUUAUCGCCCUGUCACCGCUUUGCUCAACUAUUUGUUGCCCAUGUGCAUAAUAACAUGAGUCAUCAAAAUCUUGAGGCUACCAUAGGCGAAAUAAGGAAAUGGUUCUGGAUUCCACGACUACGAAAGCUGCUGAGUAAGACCACAUCAAAUUGCAACAUUUGUAAGAUUCGACGUGCCGUUCCAGUGGCUCCCUUUAUGGGAUCAUUGCCAAGUGAUAGACUAACUCCAUACGUCCGUCCAUUUACUUAUACUGGUGUGGACUAUUUUGGCCCAAUAAACGUGACUGUUGGUAGACGUCAUGAAAAACGUUGGGUUGCCCUGUUUACGUGCCUCACAAUCAGAGCAGCACAUUUAGAAGUGGCUUAUGAUCUUUCGACUGAUGCGUGUAUUUUGUGUAUACGGAAUUUUAUAAAUCGUCGUGGCACCCCAUUGAAGAUUCGGAGUGACAAUGGAAAAAAUUUUGUUGGAGUUAACCAGGAAGCCCAUCGAUUUGAUGAAGUUUUUGAUCUGGUUAAAAUUGAGGAUGAGUUGUCCGCAAAGGGAAUUGAAUGUCAGUUUAAUUGUCCACACAACCCUGCAGAGGGUGGUAUAUGGGAGCGAAUGGUCCAAUGUGUUAAAAAGGUUUUAAGAGUAACUCUAAAAGAAGUCGCCCCAAAAGAGCACACAUUGCAAAGUUUUUUAAUUGAAGCCGAAAACAUCGUAAACUCUCGCCCAUUGACUCACUUGCCUGUCAGCCCUGAAGACGAAGAACCGUUGACGCCAAAUCAUUUCUUGUUGGGAUCUGCAAAUACGGCUCAAACACCAGAAGGUAUUGAAAUAACAAAGCCAGUGGUACUGAAAAAGCAGUGUCGAAUUGCCAGACAGGUGCGAGAUCAUUUCUGGAAAAGAUGGAUUAUUGAAUAUUUGCCCACACUUACAAGACGGUCCAAAUGGUGUGAAUAUACCAAGCCUGUGGCUCCGGGUGAUCUUGUACUAAUUUGUGAUCCAGCUGUUUCCCGUCGAGAUUGGAAGAGAGGUCGUGUCAUAAAUGUGUUCCCUGGCAGUGAUGGUGUAAUUCGGAGAGCUGAUGUUCAAACAAGUAGUGGAAUAAUUAAACGCCCGGUUUCCAAACUAGCGGUCUUUGAUUUGGAUGGUGAAUCGUUGCCGAUCCACGGUGGUGGGAAUGUCGCCUAA